Messenger RNA from Zophobas morio, 1222 nucleotides. RefSeq lists its product as uncharacterized. The coding region runs from base 67 to 1212 and encodes 381 amino acids. The record is from RefSeq and is a predicted model, not a curated record. Lineage: Eukaryota; Metazoa; Arthropoda; Insecta; Coleoptera; Tenebrionidae. The transcript is spliced from 2 exons.
GUGCAUUCAAAAGUCUCGAACAAUAGAACAAAACAAUAAUAAAUUUAGUCGCGCCAUUAGCACGAAAUGAAAAAAUUUGAAGGCCCCUUAGUCCCUCUAAGCGACUGCUACAAAGCCAUAAGUUCCAGACUCAAAACCCCCAACUUCGAAGUUCUAACCUAUGAACAACUCCCGUUUUCCGAAAUCAACGGCUACCUAGGUGAGCACUGCACCCUCAAAGCCACCAUUAAACGCACCCCCGUUCCCGAAACCCUCUCUUUCUUCAUAAAAUCGCCGCCGCGUGUCCCGUCGCAACUAAACUUCCUCCACGAAAUCAACGGGAUCUUCAAAGAAACCAACUUCUUCAAAAAAUACCUCCCGUUGUUGAAGACUCACGGGAUCACCCUCCUCGACGACGCCCUCCCGGUUUGCUACCACGUGACCGACGGCACCUUCUUCUUCCAGGAUUUGUCACCCCUCGGCUUCCGCACCCUCCCCUCGCGUGCUCCCCUAUCCCUAAACCACGUGAAAGCCGCCCUCGCCACGUUCGCCAAAUUACACGCAAGUGCGCUGAUUCUCGAGGAGGUGAAAUCGUUCCGAUUGCCAGAAACUUUCGGAGUCGAGCUCAAAGAGAGCUUUUACGUGGGUGCGGACUCAACCGAGCGUGCGAUGAAAUCAUGUAAACAAGGAAUCAAAGCUUUGAUCGACAUCACGCAUCAGGACGAUUUCGGGAUAUCGAAGGACGCGUUCAAGGAGAAGGCUCUGGAGGGUUGCGAUUUGCAGGCGGUGUUUGCGACGCCGUCGCAACGGUUUAGGAAUACGAUUUGCCAUGGGGAUGUGUGGACGAAGAAUUUUCUUUUUAGGGGGGUGGAGGAGUGUUGUAUUGUGGAUUUUCAGACGUAUAGGUACGGACCGCCGGCGCAGGAUGUGGUCGCUUUUUUGUAUUUGGUGACGGAUCGGGGGUUUAGGGAGAAGCGGCUGGGGGAGGUGUUGGAGUUUUACUAUGGGGAGUUGAGGGGACAUUUUAGGGAGUACGAUGUGGGGGAGGUGGUGACAAGGCAGGAGUUUUUCGAAAGUUGUGACUAUUUUAAAAGGUUUGCGUUAACGCAGACUUUAACGCAUUUGCAGGUGGUUAUUUUGAGAAACGAUAUAGCUGAAGAGUUGUUCGAGGAAAGUACGAAUUCAUUAGGGAUGUGUGCAAGAGGGACGAAAUUUUUAUGCAAAGGAACUUAGAAGCGAUUAC